This is a messenger RNA of Rattus norvegicus (Norway rat), 4388 nucleotides long. RefSeq names its product RAB23, member RAS oncogene family (gene Rab23). Gene Ontology annotation, cellular component: phagocytic vesicle membrane; plasma membrane; endosome membrane. Bases 395 to 1108 code for a protein of 237 amino acids. The record is from RefSeq and is marked validated. Gene Ontology annotation, biological process: cellular defense response; anatomical structure morphogenesis; autophagosome assembly. Gene Ontology annotation, molecular function: G protein activity; GTP binding; GTPase activity. Lineage: Eukaryota; Metazoa; Chordata; Mammalia; Rodentia; Muridae. The transcript is spliced from 8 exons.
GGCGUCGGCGACGAGUGGCUCCGUGAACCCGGAUACUAAUAAAGUUCGCUAGAGACUCUUAAUCGUUCUGAAAGAGCGGAGCGGGUGCGAGGCGUCUGCGGGGAGGAACCGGGCUCAGUGCUGCGGGCUGUGCGUUCCGGGCUCGGUGCUGCGGGCUGUGCAUUCCGGGCUGGGUGCUGCGGUUGUGCGUUCCGGGUUGCGGGCUCCGCUCUGAGGGUUCCGGGCUGUGGGCAGAGGGCGAAGAAUUGUUUAGAUAGAGAAGAGGAAGUUGACUUCCCAGAACUGAGCCAGUGUGAGCCCACAAGCUGGAUGAACACGGUCAGAUCUUGGUCUGAGGGAGAGGGUCUGACCUCCUGGAGUUAGAGCUGGUCCAGAAACCGUUCCUGUUUCAAAAAUGCUGGAGGAAGACAUGGAAGUGGCCAUCAAGAUGGUGGUGGUAGGGAAUGGGGCUGUUGGGAAGUCAAGCAUGAUUCAGCGCUACUGCAAAGGCAUUUUUACAAAAGACUACAAGAAAACCAUCGGCGUUGACUUUUUGGAGCGGCAGAUUCAAGUUAAUGAUGAAGACGUGAGGCUAAUGCUGUGGGACACUGCAGGUCAAGAGGAGUUUGAUGCGAUAACGAAGGCCUACUAUCGAGGAGCCCAGGCUUGUGUGCUUGUGUUUUCUACCACAGACAGGGAGUCUUUUGAAGCAAUUUCCAGCUGGAGAGAAAAGGUAGUAGCAGAAGUUGGAGAUAUACCAACCGCGCUUGUACAGAACAAGAUCGAUCUUCUGGAUGAUUCAUGUAUCAAAAAUGAGGAAGCUGAGGGACUGGCCAAAAGGCUAAAGCUGAGAUUCUACAGGACGUCUGUGAAGGAGGAUCUAAAUGUGAACGAAGUUUUUAAAUAUUUGGCUGAGAAACACCUACAAAAACUCAAACAACAAGUAGCGGACGAGCCGGAGCAGACACAUUCGAGCAGUAACAAGAUAGGUGUCUUUAAUGCGUCUGUUGGAAGUCACUUGGGUCAGAAUUCAAGUUCCCUUAACGGUGGAGAUGUCAUCAACCUUAGACCUAACAAACAAAGGACCAAGAAAACCAGAAAUCCUUUCAGCAGCUGUAGUGUACCCUAAUUGUUUUAGGGAGGAGAAAGCUGAAUUGCACCGUGCAGUUAACCGCACCGAGUGUGGGGUGUCCCGAGUGUGUCGGCAGGCCUCGCACCUCGCUCUGAAAGCUGACAUUGUAAUGUUGCUCUGCCGUGCUUCUCAGAAUGUAGACGGAGCCCUCUGCUGGAAAUUACUGCCCUGUGAACUCACUCUAGUUUUUUACAUUAGACGAAGCUUCUCCUGUUUUUGAAGGAACACCAUAGGAAAUGUCAAAAACAGGUUUUGCUGAAUUUGCAACGCUGAACACUAGAACAACAUGACUAACUACAUUGGUAACUGUUUACCCUGAUGGACCAAGGAGAGAUGGCCGGCAUUCUUGUUCUGAAACUGGUCGUCGAGCUUUUCUGGAAUGUUCAACCUGAAUGCUUAAAGAACAUACUGCAGGGGAAACGCGGCCUCCUGAGACAGCAGCACAGCGCGUGUCGUCAGUGGUACUCGUGCAAUAUCUGUAAAGUGUGGACUAUGGGGUGAGCAUACAGACGCCUGGCUGGAGCAGGUCUGUGCCCUGGGAAAGGGUGUGCAGAUUCUAAUUCACUCCCUCAGACGACCAUUGUGUAUGUUUCUGGUCUCACAUGAGCCCUCAGACAUACUCUACAGAACGAAUUUCUACAAAAGUGUACCGUGUGCCAAACACUACCCCUAAUUUUUACAGUGCUUUCCUAUUAGAAUUUGCAUUUACGGCAUCUUGUAGAGGCCUGUGACAGUGUAGGUGAAGGGAAUGUAAACAUCUGAAUGUUAGGGCCUCUCCCUCAGGGGAGUUCUCCCAGCGUCUUCUCAGGGCCGCCGUAAGCACAGUGGGCUUUAUGCUGUUAUGUGCUUAGCUUGUGUCCAGUACACACAGCAGCCUGCGGCCACUCAGAAGACCUGUGGAGCAUGCGCACACUAGCUUCUGUCAGGCUGCUAACUUGAGACCAAACUCUGAACUUCGGAGCUGAAGGGACCCGUCUUCUCAGAGUGACGGUCUUUGGCCCUGAUCCAGGUUAGAGAUUUCCUGAAGCCUUGCAGCUCGUCAGGCAGCCCUUUGCUCACACGUGGUAUAGCCUUCACCACUAGUGCUUCAGUUUUUCCGUGGCCUUGGGUCUACAUGGCACCUUAUCAAGACCUAUCGGUCAGAGGCAUCUGCAAGGAUGUGACCUAGUGUGUAAUGAAGGUCGGAAGCAUGUGAGUCGGACUCACACUGCCUGCCAAAGAGAUGAUGUCAUGAACUCCACUAAAAACUCUUCAUCAGUAGUUUUGUUUUUAAAGUAUCGAUAACCCGUUUCCAGAGUCUUGGUUUUCAUGUGGCUUUAAAAUAUAUGAAAGUGAUUUUUCUUGGAAUAUAUGCUAUAAAGUCCUUUUUUUUUUAACUAAAAUAUAAAAUAGUUCUUGUAUUUCUCUUGUCCCUUUUUUAAGUUACCCUGACACACCACCCCAUGCUGCCCCGAUUCCUGGUGUGAGCACAGAGGUUCCGGCGUCCUUGCUCCACGGUGGCCCACGCUUGCCCUUCACACUACAUCCCAAGCCGGCCACGCAGGCCGCUCCUCUGUGUACUCUGCUGUUAGAGCCCCCACUGCCGGGGUGAGGUGGGGACUUGGUUCCCCACAGUGGUGCUGCUGUGAGCCACCAUUGUUCUCUUUGAAUACAGACUCUUCAGAUUUUGCACUAAUUUGUUGGCAAAUAAAUGAGUUGCCACUUUUAAUGACAUUGGCAGAAAAUGCAUUCCUUAUAGAGUAUUGUAGCUUUCUUCAUAGUCACUAAAUGCAUGGUAGAAAGGCGUGUGGUAUGUCUCUGUAAAAGUGUCUGCUGAUGGCUGCACUUUCCUUAAUAUUUGUUCUUUUGUCUUCCCCCUUCCCCAACCCCCUCACCCCACCACACCCCAGAGCUGAGGACCAAACCCAGGGCCUUGCGCCUGCUAGGCAAGCGCUCUACCACUGAGCUAAAUCCCAACCCCUUCCCUACUAUUUGUAACAGAAGUUUAUGUGUUUUGCUUUAUCCAUUUUUUUAAUGGAAGUGUUUGUUACACAUUUGAACUUUUACUUUGCAUUACUGUAUUUUAUACCUAACUUUAAAAGGUCUAAAAUCAUCCACAAGUAAUAUUAAUUUAUCAUUGUAGUCAAUUCUGAGACCUUUAGGUCACAUUGUGGGUUUCUUCUGUAACCGUAACGCUUAAGAACUUCAGUAUGAAAUUCUAGAGACGCCCCCUGUCGAUGAACGCUGUCCAGGACUUGGGGCCAUGGGACAGUUGUGCUCUGGUUAACUGUUUUGCAGUGUCACCGUUUUUAGUGUCAGGCACGUAGCUGUGGAGUAGUUGACGUAUCUAAGAGUUCCUCAGGUUUCUUCCAGUCUCUGCCUGUGAACUAAAUAGUACAUAAGACAGCCCACAUACGGCCGUGCAAAUAAAAGCAGGUUGAACUGCUGCUUUUUGUCCACUCAAGGUGACAGCACACGUGGAGAUUUCAAAUUACAGCUAGCGCUACCACAGAGAGGAUGUGUGACCCCUUCCCUGCCAGUGAAGUCGGGCAGUGCAGAGAACUCAGGGUGUGGCCCCACUGUGCCUGCCACUAGGGACCAGGGUCUUUGAGAGGAUUAGGAUGAGCUGUUGGCCUUUUAGCCUGAUGUAGCACCCUGAAGUGCUCUUGUAAUCUGAGAUGUCUCUUGCCUUCCGAGGAUUCUGGUGACUGCUAUGAGGCGAGCACCUCACAGAGACUUGGUCACAGCCAGCGCUGAUAUGCAGGGAGCCCAUAAGGGGGUGCGGGGGUGGGGGGUGGGGGGCUGUGACCUCCACAGCCUUAGGUGAGCAGGUGACUUUACCCACACUAACAGCUACUACAAACAUCAUGUUGCUCUUAAGAGUUUCACAUACAAAACCUAAAAAUCCGUCCUAGAAAUGAAGUUAUCUGCACACAGGUGAACGAAACCCCAGCAGGGUCUGCCCAGCAGCCAGCCCAGAUAGGAGGAUGAUUUGGCCACAAGAGUUUUUGUUACUACUACUUUUUCUGUUGUCUCUUGAAAUAUCUAUAGCAGGAUGUUGAUAAAAUGGUAUUUUAAAAAUAAAAUCUUUGAAUCAAAGGAAAAACUUAACCCCUCCUAUAUUUUUGUUACUAAUAAAUAAUGCUUUUGUAAAUCCGAAUGGAAAACUACUUGUAUGUAUUCAUAUUGAGUGGUACUUAAUACCUUUGGGGUUAAUUUAAAAAUGUACUACUUGAUUAAAAUUUCCAAAAAGAUAAAUUCCAAUAACCAAAAAGAAUAAAGCAUUUCAAAGCUAGAA